CGUCAAAUAGGAAAUUCUUUCGUUCAUCAUUUAGUAUUUAAGUCCAUGUUUAGAUUGCGAUGUUACACUUCAUAUGAAGAAAACUUGAUUUGCAUAUUCACAAAAGGCCAUUUAAGAAUUUGAUGAUGAUCAAACUGAGGAAGUUUGUUGCAAUAAUGUGCUUGAUAGCUGGAACACGAGGGACUUUUACACAUAAAGUUCAUUGUUUCGACUGUAACUACGACUCAAAUGGAACGGGUGGAUUUGGCGCAUGUUCAUUGAAGACGCGCCAUGAUUUUCCAUUAGUUGACACUCCCGGAUGUGAUUCAGAAACUUGCUUUAUAAGGAAGGAUCCUAACGGGUAUAUAUACCGAGGUUGCGCGGACCAGGUCAAUUUGCCUUUGGAUGUGGACACAACCAGUGGAGUCUGUACCUACCAAGGAUAUGGUCCGUACAAGUCACUUUGGUACUUCUGUGGCACACACGAAUGCAAUAAUGGACUUUUGGAGGAGAAAUGCUUCAAUUGUGUCUAAAUGAUUUAAAUGCAAUAGACGUUAUGGAAAAUGAUGUGAUUAUAAUUGAACCAUUGCAUACUGGCACAACGAUUGACUUUUAGAGAAGUUAAAAGAGAAUUUUGCUUUUGUGUAAUCAUGCUGAGACAAUAAUAUAAGAUUGUAGAUUGAAAAUAUCAAAACAAAGAUUCCCCUUCCUGUUUUGUUAUAUAGAACACAUGC
Molecule: messenger RNA, 713 nt
Organism: Owenia fusiformis
Lineage: Eukaryota; Metazoa; Annelida; Polychaeta; Sabellida; Oweniidae
Source: the annotation of a GenBank genome assembly